Molecule: messenger RNA, 402 nt
Organism: Lingula anatina
Lineage: Eukaryota; Metazoa; Brachiopoda; Lingulata; Lingulida; Lingulidae
Source: RefSeq, a predicted model, not a curated record
GCUCCGGUCGGCAAGGACCACGCCAACUGGACACUGACCCUCAUAUUUGACAAGCCGUUGUGGCAACUGGAGAUUUGGGAAGCCGACAUUGUGGGCACUGAACUCAACAACCGAGUAUGGCACAUAAAAAACAAAGACUACAACGGCGCGAAGAAACAGGGGGAGAGCGUAGCCAUGAAUUUCGUCGCUAGGGGCCCCGCUAAGUGGGCCUCUGUGUCUUCACUCUCUGGGAACCCUGAAGUUAAAGUGAUGGGAGCGUGGGAUGGAGGCUUCGAGGGGUACAUCAUUGUACCGGUCAGCAAGAGCCACACCAGCUGGACGCUGGGCCUAAUAUUUGAUCAACAACUACGGAAUCUGGAGGCGAGUUCAUGUAGUUUUACAAUGUUAUUUAGAUCAUUUUAG